Molecule: messenger RNA, 1792 nt
Organism: Cimex lectularius (bed bug)
Lineage: Eukaryota; Metazoa; Arthropoda; Insecta; Hemiptera; Cimicidae
Gene: PGAP5
Product: metallophosphoesterase 1
Exons: 9
Coding region: 315-1442 (375 amino acids)
Biological process (GO): GPI anchor biosynthetic process
Molecular function (GO): hydrolase activity
Source: RefSeq, a predicted model, not a curated record
GAAAAAAAUUUUCUAUUGGAAUGGGAUAACGUCUUACUGCUUUACUGGCGCCGCUAGUAGCGCUGACAACAAUCUUCCUGAGUUAUAAUAAUUUUAUUGUUUCUUAAAUAUAAUUAACAAUUGCAGAUUAAACCUAAGGAUAGGAAAUAAACGGCUUACGAUCCUAAUGUUGACCCCAAAACAAAAAACUACUUGUAUAAAUAAACAUUUGUUAUCAACAAGGAGGUUUCAACGUUUGAAGCCAUAAUGAAUACCCCCAAACUGGGGUGAUAAUAUAAUAAUACAAAUGAAACAAUUAAUAAUGUAAAUAGGCGAUGGCCAAAAUUAAAUCUUACGUGUUCAAGAUAGCGUCGUCGAUAAUUCUUCUUUUUCUACUCUGCGAAUUUAUAAUUUACUACGUUGUUUUGCUUCAGUGUCGAUGGCCCGAUUUGGACGAAAAACGAGCGGACGAUUCGAUCAGAAACGACGGAAAGGAGCUGAAAGCGCUUCUGCUGGCUGACACGCAUUUGUUAGGGCCGAGGAGAGGACACUGGCUCGACAAGUUGAGGAGGGAAUGGCAAAUGUAUAGAACAUUUCAAACUGCAAUGACCAUACACAGGCCUGAUGUAGUAUUUAUUUUAGGAGAUAUUUUUGAUGAAGGCUUGUGGUGCAGUGAUGCCGAAUUCAAAACUUAUGUAGAGAGGUUCAAGUCAUUGUUUUACGUUCCAACAGGGACCAAGCUAUACGUUGUAGUAGGAAAUCACGAUAUCGGAUUUCAUUAUGGGAUUAGCCCUUAUCUGCAUAAACGAUUCACAGAUGCAUUCAAUGCCCCUUCAGUACGAAUGCUGACAAUAGAGGGAAACCAUUUUGUCUUGAUCAACAGCAUGGCUAUGGAGGGUGACAGGUGUUUUCUAUGUAGGCCGGCUGAAAUUCAAAUAGGAAAUAUUGCCAAAAAGUUAAAGUGUGCCAGAGGUUCAGGCCCUUGCCCAAAAUCAGUUGACAUUAAGCAGUACAGCAGACCUAUUUUACUUCAGCACUUCCCACUUUAUAGAGAAUCUGAUGAGGGGUGCAACGAAAUUGAUGAAGCACCUGAGGAUGAAAAAAGGCAGAAAUUUAGAGAAAGAUGGGAAUGCCUUUCUAAAGAGUCAUCUUACAUGCUUUUAGAAACAUUAAAUCCCCGCUUAGUCAUAACAGGGCACACCCAUCACGGCUGCAGAAGGUACCAUGAUGGGUAUGACACUCAUGAGUUUACAAUUCCUUCCUUUAGCUGGAGAAAUAAAGACAACCCUUCUUUUAUGUUGUUGGUCAUCACGCCAAACAAUUAUUCAAUUGAGAAGUGCCACAUGCCGAAGGAGUCAACGGUUAUCUUUUUAUAUUGUGUCGGCUUCCUUUCCAUCAUAGUGUAUGCAGCUCUUUCGUAUAAAAGGAUAUGCCGAAGGAAUAGGAUUUUCAAAAUGCAUUAAAGUAAGAUUUUCAAAAACUUUCCAGGGUAUUUUCAAAAAUUUGUGCUUUUUAUUUUCAUAAAGUAUCACAGCUGAAACUACAUUGUUACUAUAUUCAUUAAUUUAUGUUACUAUAAUUCAUAUUAUAAACAUCUUUCAUUUUCUUUUUAUAAUUUAAACUUAAUAUUAGAAAGAAACAACAUUAAUUCUCCAAGUUGUAUAAAAUUUAUUAAAUUGUGAGAUUUCUUCUUGCGAUCUAUAGGGUGAUGGCUUAUAACUUAGUCAUUUCAAGUUAUUUUCAUUACAUUAGAAACCCACCACUGAAGAUGGCGAAAGGUCAAAAUGCAUCUAACAGACAGCAAGGAUAGGCA